GUGUAGAUUACAGACAUUCAGAGUUUGUCACGUAAUAAUGGCUCCUCAGUACGCCCCCAGUCUCCGUUCAAGACUUCCUCUUGUGGCCUUCCUGCUGGAAACCAUUUUUAUCCUACUGUUUGUCUUUUUUGUGAAAAUAGAGCAGUUUGAGCAGAUUGACAGAGAGUCUGACAGUAAGCCUUUCAUCAGCUCAUAUGCAGAAUUCCAAGAUAUCCAUGUGAUGUUAUUUAUGGGCUUUGGAUUCCUGGCCACGUUCCUUGUACGAUAUGGUUUCAGUGGAUCAGGGUUUAACGUGCUGUUGGCAGCCAUGGCUGUCCAGUGGGCCGUCUUGAUGAAUGGCUUUCUGCUGGCACAACGUAACCACAGAGGAAAGUUCAACAUCAGUAUGAAGAGUGUGAUUGAGGCAGAGCUCUGUGCAGCAUCUGCUCUGAUUGCUAUGGGAGCGGUCCAUGGGAAGACGAAUCCUGUCCAGCUUUUACUGAUGGCUCUGGUGGAGGUCACAGGAUUUGUGGUUAAUCAGUGGAUCCUGCGAACUCUCCUCCGUGCAGAUGCAGUGUACUGCAUCAUGCUGCUGCACAUCUUCGGAGCUCUGUUUGGUGUGAUGGUGUCAUGGGUGCUGUACAGAGAGGGGGUCGAACCAGUACAUGAGAAAGAGAAAACUGACCGCAAGACUGGCUUAUUUGCCAUGUUUGGAACACUGUUCUUGUGGAUGUUCUGGCCCAGUUUUAACUCGGCACUGGUGAAUCCCAGGAUGGGGAGAGGAAUGAAGCUUACUGUCAUAUAUGGGACGUAUCUGUCGCUGGCUGUCAGUGUUGUCAUGGCGAUAUCUGUGUCUGUGCUCAGUAGUUCCAAAGGAAAGAUGAACAUGGUUCACAUCCAGAGCUCUGCCCUGUCUGGUGGUGUCGCCAUUGGAGUUGCAAUGACAGCAGUCCACACGCCGUGGGUUGCAAUGACGAUUGGCUUCUGUGCUUCUCUUAUAUCAGCAUUGGGAUUCCGGUACAUGAAGAAUCACAUGCUAUUUGCUUUUGAGUGUCAUGACACCUGCGGCGUCCUCAACGUGCACGCCAUACCAGGAAUUCUGGGAUGGUUUGCUCAUUUAUUUCUGCGGCUGACCAAUAAUGAGGGCAUAAUAGCGGUGCAGUUUGCUGUGCAUCACAUCUGUGUUCUCCUCAUAACGGUGUGCGUGAGUGUGGUGAUGGGCGUGGUUACAGGACUUUUUCUUAAAUGGAGUAUCUGGAGACCCCAGCAGGACAGGAAGUGCUUUGAUGACCAGGCAUUUUGGGAGUUUCCAAAUUUGGCAGUAAAGAAAUGAAGAACUUGGACACAUUGAUAAGAGGACUCCAAUAUAUAUGCAUGAAUGUAGUUAGCACAAAAUGUGUGUGUGUGAGAGAGAGGUUAGACAUUGCUUAAGUAAACAAUUUACAAGAUAAAAUAUCCUUGAAUGGAAAGCAUUGUGCUUUCUAAGAGACAGAUCAUAUAAAACACCACCACCAAAGAAAUUUCCAAGCCCCUGGAAAUUAAGGCUGGAUUAAAUUACUUUAGUGGAAGCAAGAAAAACAGAGAAGAGUUUGUUUCGGCUUGACAACGACAAACUCUAAUGCAAUAUAUAUAAAUAACAUUAUCCUGCACAGUACAUUGACUUUAAUCUACAAACCCAUGUUAUUCAUCUGCAUUUGAAUAUAGUGCUUGCACUUUCUAAAAGAAAAAACACUGGCUCUGUACAUAUUUACAAUAAUUUUAUUCAUUUAAACCCACAGUUGGAUGAAGUUCAGCUACUUUUUGUCAUAAAGAGACAUGGAUUACAUUAAAAUGUUACAUUCUUUUAGCAUGUAGAAAUCACAGAAUCUAAUUUGUUAGUAGAGUCGAUAUUUUUGAGACUCACAUCUCACCUUAUUCUCCCAUAACCACUGAAAUAAGAAAUUGUGCUUUUUAAAAACAUUAACAUUUUUAUACAACUCCCACAUGCCCAAACAUACACAGAGAGUGAACUUAAAGCUACAAAAUAUAUAACCCAGCUUCCCACAGUCAAACUCAUAGAAAUAUGCUGUUUGGUUUUACUAGUUGCACAGAAAUGAAAAAUAUUGACAGUGAAUAUACAUGUUUCUACUUUGCUCAGUGCAUUCGGUGUAAAAUCAUUUUUAAAAUUUAAAAAAAACUGAAUGACUGGAAAAUGUGUGGGAACCCAUGUAACAUAAUAUAUAAAAUCUUCCAAAAGCAAGACGUAGAAUAAAGCGCUUAUUGUAGUAAUAUCAGCUGACUGAAGGUUGAGACGCAACUAUGACAGGAGUGUGUUCUUAAAUCGGCACACUGCGCAAAAUUUCGAAAGAUUAUAAACAAAAGUGUUCUGACAGAUCAUUUUGGUGGCUUAUGCAAAAAGAAAUGACUUUUAUUCAAAUGACAACACAUUAAAUAGAAACACAGUGAAGGACUGAAAGCCAGUCACGCUCAUUUUGGUUAUUGAAGAUUUUGCUCAAAAACUCCCUGCUGCUGUUCCACAAUAUCACGUAACAAUAUUUUGUCAAUCAAUUAUGCUUAACAUUUCAACAAUGUUUUUUUUUUCAGAA
This is a messenger RNA of Labeo rohita (rohu), 2564 nucleotides long. It is a transcript of the gene rhd, whose product is annotated as Rh blood group, D antigen. Gene Ontology annotation, molecular function: ammonium channel activity. Bases 38 to 1312 code for a protein of 424 amino acids. Gene Ontology annotation, biological process: ammonium transmembrane transport; ammonium homeostasis. The record is from RefSeq and is a predicted model, not a curated record. The transcript has 10 exons. NCBI's taxonomy places the organism in Eukaryota, Metazoa, Chordata, Actinopteri, Cypriniformes, Cyprinidae. Gene Ontology annotation, cellular component: plasma membrane.